AUGCAGACGCUCAGUGAAGCCUUGCUGAACAGCAACCACGUUGUGCCACCUCCUCCGCCUGCUGGGCACCGUGAUAUAGGUCGCUUGGUGUCGAGGCAUCGGCCGCCCACCUUUGCGGGUGAAGAAGACCCGGUGGUCUUGGAAGAAUGGUUAAGGGUGUUCGACAAGAUCUUUACAGUUGUGGGCUGCCCCGAAGAGAGAAGAGUGGAACUGGCAGCGUUCUACUUCUGCCAAGAAGCUGAUCUGUGGUGGGUCCAUGAGGGUCCGUCCUUCCUUGAAAAGCCCGAGUACGACUGGCCAAGUUCCCUUAAUGAUGCGUAUCUGAGCGCCGCGGAUCUGUAUCGCGUUCAGCAGCUUCAGAAAGGAUCUUACGAGCUAGCCAGGAAAAGGUUUGAGAGCGGAGAUGUGGGAAGGUGCACGCGGGCCAAGAUUGUCAUGGCCAAGUGCUUCGCUAUUUCCGAUGUGGAGAUCGUGGUCACAAGGUCGCGGAGUGUCCCCAGCAAGCCGGUCAGAGAGCGUUGCCACCACCACCGGGAGUCGGAGGAGCCCAGGGAGCAGAAGUCUGUGAUGCCUCCUCGCCAGCGAAUCGCAGUGUUUGAAGAUGUGAGUGAAGUGGUUAAGAGAUCUCGGCUGGCCGAAUCUAGCAGUGCUUCUGGGGUAGUUGAACGGUGGAUUCGGAGUGGUACAUCUACAAGAGUAAGUUCUAGUGCAGCUUCUGUGCCGGUACUCCGUGAUGUAAGAGAGUAUGGAGAGAUAGAGGUUCCUCAUCCGACGGUAGGGUCAUCUCAAGAGAGGGUGCUCACCUUAAAUGAAGUCCGAACAUGUGACAGUGACGUAGUAGUGGGAACCUUCCUCGUGCAAUCUGUGCCGGCAACAGUCUUGUUUGAUUCAGGGGCAUCUAACUCGUUUAUAUCACCCGGCCUCGUGAAGAAGUUGGGCUUAUCUGGGGGCGCGGGAGUGAAGUUUAAUGUGAAGGUAGCGUCAGGAGAAGAGUUUCAAAGGUCUGUAUCAAAGGUGAAGAGUUUCCUAGUGAUCUAA
Molecule: messenger RNA, 1038 nt
Organism: Ipomoea nil (Japanese morning glory)
Lineage: Eukaryota; Viridiplantae; Streptophyta; Magnoliopsida; Solanales; Convolvulaceae
Exons: 4
Coding region: 1-1038 (345 amino acids)
Biological process (GO): proteolysis
Molecular function (GO): aspartic-type endopeptidase activity
Source: RefSeq, a predicted model, not a curated record